Molecule: messenger RNA, 3576 nt
Organism: Dermacentor andersoni
Lineage: Eukaryota; Metazoa; Arthropoda; Arachnida; Ixodida; Ixodidae
Source: RefSeq, a predicted model, not a curated record
AUGCUUAAAUACACCGCCGAAUCCUGUCAAGACCAGUGCGCCGCGAGAAACUCAAAGGUGCCUUCACCGCCAACGCACAGGGACGACCCCAGACACCCAUUACCGGAACCAAAACGCAAGUCCACAUGCUGUCAGAAGUGCAAGUCCGUCUGCUCGGCGUCUUCGUCUCUGUGUUAUGGCUGCUGGAUGAGCCGCGAGGCACCGCUGCGAUGGUUGUGGGAUUCAGGUUGCUUUUACAAACACAUUUUUUCCCCUUUCAAUGCAGGCCCCCAUCGGACCUGCGGCAUUCGGACUGCAAGACGUGCUCGAGUGGUUGGGGGCCAAAUGGCAUAUGACGGAGAAUUCCCCUGGCUGGUUUCCAUACAAUUUGUACCGUCAAUGGGGGAAAAUAAGUGUGGCGGCACUAUCCUGAAUGAACGGUGGAUUCUCACAGCGGCUCACUGCUUUUACGGAUACCAUAAGUCUAACUUCGUUGUUCGUGUGGCGGAGUAUAACCUUCGUACAAAGGAGCCCCGAACACCCGCCGUGACGUACACCAUCGACAAGUUAAUCAUGCAUCCGGACUACCGCAAGGUCAAGAAAUACGACAACGACAUCGCGCUGGUUCGGCUGAGCCUUAAGAUCCGCUACAGCGAGUACGCACAGCCUGCUUGCCUUCCAAGUCUCACACUGGCCGACACAACUGGCAUCAAUGUUACUGUCGUUGGCUGGGGGCAAGUGUCCGAGGAUGUCCCUAAGACGCCAGCUGUCCCACUGAAAGCUGUCCUGACCGUCUUUGACAACCAGAUCUGCAACACCUGGCUCCAUAAUCACUCCAUGCGAGUCCUUGACAACCACAUGUGCGCGGGUCUUGAAGAAGGUGGAAAGGACGCUUGCCAUGGCGACUCUGGAGGACCCCUCCUUGCGGUGAACGACCGUCGCUACGUGGUUGUGGGCGUGGUGGCAGCAGGGGACGGCUGUGCCCUGCCUAGGACACCUGGCAUCUAUACGCGGGUAACAGCGUUUCUGCCCUGGAUAAUGGACCACAUCUCUCCGGACAGCAGCGACAUUGUCAACAUCGCUAGCUGCAAGCGUGGGAUUCCCCGUCCUCACGAGCAGCAUCAGAGCUGGAUGCUCACCGAGCCGCAGUUCCCGGACGUAUCCCCAGCCGGCAACUGUGCCGUUCUUGCCGGCGGCGUAGAGGCUCCUGUCGGAGGGCGACGGCAGGCAGGCCGGCACCGCGAAUGCGCCCAUAGGAAUGUCCGAGGCGAGCCGCAGCAGGCCGAUGUCGUUGCUGAGCCUCUUGGGCUGGCCGAACAGCGGAUGCAGCAGCAGCUUCUCCGGCACCAGCGUACACACAUGGCCAGCCCGGUGCACCGUAGCUUGCUGGUGAUAUUGGCGGCGUGGAGCGCUUUCCUUUCGUGCCCGCUUGCGUCGUACGCUGCUGUUCUUGCUCAACAAGCAAGCUACCAGUGUGGCAGGCAGAUGAUACGUGAUGGGAGAAUCGUGGGCGGACACGAUGCUUACGACGGCGAGUUUCCUUGGGUGGCGUCUCUGCGUCUUUACGGUCAGCAUUUUUGCGGCGGCGCCAUUCUUAACAAGCGCUGGGUUAUCACGGCCGCGCACUGUCUUCGCAGCAAACCCCCGCGGCUCUUCAGCGUUCGACUGGGAGAGUACAGCAUAGGAAAGACAGAGGAAGAUCACGAACCGCAGGAUAUCCGCCUGGUCCGCUACAUCAUCCACCCACGUUAUUCGCAGCCCAGGCGAUACAACAACGACGUCGCCCUAUUAGAGCUCGCCCAGGACGUAAAGUUCAACCGCUAUGUCAUUCCCAUUUGUCUUCCGGAAGGGCCGCUACAGCUGAAAGGAAAAUCUGCUACUGUCGCCGGCUGGGGCAACAUCAAGGAUAUCGACAAAGAUUCCUCGGGGGACGGCUUCGCCGGAGCGAGGAAAGACAUUCUGCAGAAGGUGACCGUGCCCAUCGUUGCCAACGACGAGUGCAACGGCUGGUACGCCCAGUCGGGCAAGCUGGUGCAUCUGCAAGACACGCAGCUUUGUGCGGGCUUCAAAGAAGGAAAGAAAGACGCCUGCCAGGGUGACUCUGGCGGCCCCCUGAUGUUCUACGACGGCUCCAAGUACGUGCUGAUUGGAGUCAUCUCUGCGGGAUUUGGUUGCGCUCGGCCCUUGCUCCCAGGCCUCUACACGAGGGUGUCUGAAUACAAGCCCUGGCUUAACAAGUACAUAAAUUCUUGAAGAGCGGCCCUGUGCAGUGCUAGGAAAUUGCUAUAAAUGUAGCUGCUGCAACGACACGAACGCAUGAAGUGAUGUGUGUCGUGGAAAUGUAUCGAUCGUGACCGAGCACCCGAACAGUCUGCCUCUGGAUCUUCCACGUCGACAUUUUGGAAGAAGCUUCGGUCCGCCUACAACAUGCAUUCGUGACUCUUCUGUGUAGCCUAGUCUCGUACCUCGACACACUCGAAUGCUUGCUCGUGUCUGUCGUGGUUGCAUUCAAGCACGUUUCCUGGCUAGAUGUGUGUGUUCUGUUUCAGUCUGCUAAAACUCGCUGUGCAAGAUGAAAAUUUAACACUGCACCAAAGAAACGACGUAUGAGAAGCUUCUCGUUUUCAAGCAUUAAAGGGCACCGGCUUAGCGUAGAUGUAUGCCGAAAUACUUAUAUAGGAACGGCAGUACUGGUAGCGACUUCUUGUGAAACUGUGAUUGACCAUAAUGACAUAGGAGCGUUCUGGCACUGUCAGACUGUCCAACAUUUUCGGCAAAGAAUAUUAUGUCGGUAUUCCUGUGACACCUAGGGUACGAACAUUUGGAUAGGUGCACUUGUCAGGCACCCUGAUUUUUUUUGAAAUUUUACCCAACCUUCAGCAGCAUGUUUACGCUGACACUUGAAUCGAACACUGUGAUAGCAUUGCUAGGUCAGCGCGUUUAGACCCAGUGCAGCUCCGCAAGAUGUCUCCACCAGCAAUGCUGUUUGAUUCUACACUUUCCGGUGCGUCGGUAUACGUCUACGCUAGCAUCUCACCCUAUGCUAAAACCUUCUAUAACGUUCACGAAAACAUGCUAAUAACUAGUGGACGGAAACAUGUUUUGUUUAUUACAACACCAAGUAACUUCGUCACCGUGCAUUACGAUAAUGAGUAGUGAUAUUGUUAUUUACCUAUAUGGUUCAGGGGUGUAGAAUUACGACCAAUUUCGCACUUUGGAUGACGCGUUUAGUAAAAACUGAGAAUGUCUAUCUCCAAUUCUGCUGUCUUUUAAUUUGGCUUCUUUAUCAGGCCAUAAUUUUCUCCGUGAAUUUUUUGAAGGGAUGUAACUAAGGUUAAGAUAACUAGGCGUGAAGGUUUUCGAGCCUCCUCAGGAGUAAAUCAAAAAGAGCGGACAGUUUUGUUAUAUUUUGACUGUAUGCGUGCCGUUCUUGUUUUGCAUGUUUAAGUUGUGUUAUUACGUGCUGUUUUCAAUCUUUUGUACUUUACCUAGUCACCUAAUCUUGUGAGCCCAGUGACCCCAUCUUGUAAACCAGCGUUGCUUCUCUGUCUACCUUUAUGUGGAAAACAUGUAAUAAAAUUACAAACGUCUUUGCUC